CGCCGCGCGACAAGCGGCCACCUUCUACCGCCGCCGUUGAUCGCUCUCUCGUCACUCAUCACAUGACCCGCGCCACUGUACACCUCGGGUAGGCCAUAUUUGACAGUGGGCCACUAGUUUAGCGCCGUGAGUGACGUGAAGAUCGCUCUACCGAUCGCGCUCGACGAUCCCGCUCGCGACCUGAAACCCCGUGCAACCUGUAAAUACAUCCCGUGACACCGACUCUUCGAUUGCCGAGAUCCGACGUACCGAGCCACAAUGAGUGGAGCCACAGAAGAAGCCCCGAUAUACUCGCCGUUCUUCGGCGUUAUGGGCGCCGCCUCUGCCAUCGUAUUUUCUGCUCUGGGAGCAGCGUAUGGCACAGCAAAGGCCGGUACGGGAAUCGCAGCGAUGUCUGUCAUGAGGCCAGAAUUAAUCAUGAAAUCCAUUAUUCCCGUUGUAAUGGCAGGUAUUAUUGCCAUUUACGGUCUUGUAGUGGCAGUACUCAUUGCCGGUACUCUUGGGAGAGUUCCUAAAUACGACCUGUACAAUGGUUUCACUCACUUGGGUGCUGGUUUAGCUGUAGGCUUCUCUGGUCUAGCUGCCGGAUUUGCCAUUGGCAUCGUGGGCGAUGCUGGCGUGAGAGGUACAGCUCAGCAACCUCGUCUCUUCGUCGGCAUGAUCUUGAUUCUGAUCUUUGCUGAAGUAUUGGGUCUCUACGGCCUGAUCGUCGCCAUCUACCUGUACACAAAGUAAACGGUCAGUAGCGGCAUCCUACUACCUGCCAUGGCUCCAUGCAAGACAUGUCGCCUGCAACCAACAGCGCUCCCCGACUACUAUUAUGCUACAACUUGUUUCGACAUAUUUUACUUAAUCACGUUACUCCAUGCAUACCUAUCUAAUUACCAUCUCGGCUCAUCUCUGCGCGUCUCCCUGUAAUAUCAUACUAAAAAAAAAAAAAAUGAUCCAUCUAUUUAGCGUACGGACAUUUAACCACGCCACGCAUUACUUGUCAUCACGGAUUGCAUGAUUAUAUCGUCGAAGGUGCUGCGAUUGAAAAGUGCGACCGAUUUUUUUUUUUUUUUUUUUUCUUCAUUUUACGACACCGAUGCGCAGCGACGCAUUUCGACACUGCAGUGUAUGGAGAAGCAAAUGUAUAGCGGGAAAAAAAAAAACGAAAGAAAGCGUGGAAAACAAAGGUCGACGGGGAAAUACAUGUUUAGAGAAAAGAUCUUCUGUGUUAAUCCCAUUGUCGAACAUUUCUCUUUCACUGUAUAGUAAUCAUUUAUAGCUUAGUACGACAUUGAAUUACCAGUUAAAGUAAUCGGCUCUACUGAGUGUAUAAAGGAAAAUAUGUUAUUGAUAAAAGAAUAUUUAGCACAAUUAUAUAUAUAUAUAUAAAUAUAUUAUAAAUGCAACCGCAAAACGGCAGGUACGCGAAUAAGAAUCACACAAAAGAAAACUUUAAAGAAACGAAAUUAUAUCAUCGGAAUAGAAAUAUGUAAGAAUAAGUGACACGCAAAUUACGCGUGGUAUAAAACGGCGUAAUAUAACAGAGCGAGAGAAGGAGAGGAAAAAGAGAGAGAGAGAGAGAGAGAGAGAGAGAGUGAGAGAGUUUGUGAGAAUGAGAAUGUCCCGGACAAGAUCUCGCGUGAAUAGAGAUUGUGCAACUAGAAGUUAAUAGACGAAGAAUGAUAUUGAUGGAUGAAACUUUAAUAAAAUAAAAAAGAAAUAAAAAAAAUGUAUGAAUGUGAGUAGAUCAACAGGUACACACGAUAGUAUUAAGUCAAUUGAGAGAGAGGCUGCUGGACACGGCGGGAUUUCAUGUUUUUCACAGUUAUUCAUGGACAACGAUAGACGAGAGAAAGAGGAGGAAAAAGAAAAAAGGAACGAUCCGCCUAACCGGGUUGUCAAAAGCCGCAAAGGCCAGCGGUCGACACUCGAUUAGUCGUGCGAUUUUAAUUUGAUUCCACAUUAUUUUCCAUCAUCGAGACUAACGUCGUCGUAUGUCAAUGGAGUAACGGGGUAUAUGUGAAGCUUGUGUAAAACCGAUAACCGUUCGUACCAGUGGACACAUCAAGUACACACAUACACACAUACCGUAUGAUGGCGAAAUCAAUGAUCAUCUGAGAGAAGUUAUAUAUAUUAUACACGCUGAUAAUAACAUGUAAACGGAGGAUAAUUUGUACAUUCCAUAUUAAGUUCGUUCAGUACAGGCGAGCGGGUGUUUAGCGAGAAAAUUCACGGAAGUUGUAGCCCACGCAUUCUUCAAGAGAUUGGCCGAUCGCGAUGCACGCAUACCUCACGUGGGACAGCAGCUGGCAGACGGACUCGUGUCGUCCUGGGAUGGAUUGUCCUUUGGGAGCUGACAAUCGUACUCCUUGUACGCGCACGGUCUUUCGAUCGGUCGCUACCAUCUUUCCCCCCCAUAAGCGUUUGGAUACAAAAGAGGAACAUAAAAGCCAAAUUCAUACACAAAAAGUACGGAGCCAGAGCACCCGCUUGUCACUUUCGACUGCGCAGUAUUUUCUACCGAAGAAAAAUGCUAACUAGUUUAACGAUAUAGGAGUAUUUCCGGCGAAGAGGAGGGAGGAAAUCAUCGAAUUGAUAAGUUCAUUUAUCGGGGGACAAACAAAAUGAUCGAAAGGCUUCAAAAACAUUUUAUUCGAGAAAACUGUCACUCUCUUGGCCUGGAAAUGCACUUGUAUACGUAUCCGAGAUUCAGCAGAAACAAUAUAGUCGUCUCGACGGGGUCGAAGAACGAGCGAUAAAUACGAGCGUGGAAGAAACGUUGCAAUCUUUCGGAAACUUGCGUAGCUUGA
This is a messenger RNA of Cyphomyrmex costatus, 2801 nucleotides long. It is a transcript of the gene Vha16, whose product is annotated as vacuolar H+ ATP synthase 16 kDa proteolipid subunit. The transcript has 3 exons. NCBI's taxonomy places the organism in Eukaryota, Metazoa, Arthropoda, Insecta, Hymenoptera, Formicidae. Bases 259 to 735 code for a protein of 158 amino acids. Gene Ontology annotation, cellular component: proton-transporting V-type ATPase, V0 domain. The record is from RefSeq and is a predicted model, not a curated record. Gene Ontology annotation, molecular function: proton-transporting ATPase activity, rotational mechanism. Gene Ontology annotation, biological process: proton transmembrane transport.